Molecule: messenger RNA, 438 nt
Organism: Rangifer tarandus platyrhynchus (Svalbard reindeer)
Lineage: Eukaryota; Metazoa; Chordata; Mammalia; Artiodactyla; Cervidae
Source: the annotation of a GenBank genome assembly
AUGUCGGUGGCCCGUGGUGGUCAGUUUCACACUACCGAAGGGAAUGUGGCGGGGACAGACGUGACAGGACUUGGCAUUGGACGGGGCCAAGGGGAGGCCACAGGCUUCAGAUCCCUGCUGUUACAAAGAGGAAGGGUUCCCGGGAGGCUUGUGGACCCCUGGGAAUCCAAGCCUGGACCUGACUUUCCUUUACAGAUGUUAACUGAGGUCCAGCCUGUUCUAGGUUCCCGGGCGGGGUGGCAGGGGUUUUGCUUUCACGGUCUGGGAACACUGGUCUCAGCAGCGGUCCCCAGUCACGUCCAUUGCAGUGGGUCGUCUUCAAAGUCAGGGAAGGACAGGGGGCAUCGGGAGGCGGGGUCUUGUCACAGUGAAGGGCGUGGCGCCGGACCAGCACGCGCGCGCGCGCACACACACCGCGCCAACCCCAAGCGCCUGUGA